Messenger RNA from Felis catus (domestic cat), 9128 nucleotides. RefSeq names its product synaptic Ras GTPase activating protein 1 (gene SYNGAP1). Gene Ontology annotation, biological process: regulation of GTPase activity; negative regulation of Ras protein signal transduction. Lineage: Eukaryota; Metazoa; Chordata; Mammalia; Carnivora; Felidae. The record is from RefSeq and is a predicted model, not a curated record. The transcript has 17 exons. Bases 3649 to 7338 code for a protein of 1229 amino acids.
UGCGGGGUGAUCUCGGAGCCCCUUGGUGGACACGGCAGCCCGCGUGUCCGUGUAUGUGUUCGUGUCCAUGCUCGUGCCCCCUGUGUGUCGAUGCCAUGUGUACCCGGGGCCCAGUUCCUCAUGCACACAUGUGCAGCCAGCCGUGUGCAAGCUUGUUCUGUCUCAUCGUGCCUCUGUCUGGUUCCUGCCUAGGAGACUGCUGGGCCGGCCACUGGUCAUACUGGUACAUGUCACCUCCGACCCUGAACAUGCAUGUCUCUCUCUGGCGGGGGCUCACCUCCAGUCAGUCUCCUGUGUGUAGGGAUGUGUGGCUGCAUGAGCAGGAUUUUCCCUGUCCCUGGUGGCAGGUGUGUGUCUUUGCAUGUGUUCCAUCAUUGGCCUGGGUAUCUGUGUCAAUCCCAGCACGGGUGUCCAGGGUGUGUCUGGAUGUGGGUGGUGUGCAAGUGGGGGAAGGGAGUGAGUGUGUGUGAGUGGGCUUCUUGGCAUCCUACUAUGUACGAAACACCUUUGAGCUAGGCAGGUGUGAGCCCCUGGUGUGUCUAGGAGUGGGGAUUGAAAAGCUGAAAAAGAAAGGAGUGGGGAGAAAGUGGAAAAGUGGGGAGAAGGGAGGUGAAGAGAAUGAGAGAGGCUUGGCUAAGAGGGAAAGAAUGGCUGGAGAAAGGGAAUGUGGGAGAUAUUGGAGCCAGAUUGAGGAGAAAAGAGGAUAAGAAAGCUUAAGAUGGGGAACUGGAUGGAGGGAGAAGGGGUCUGGGAGCUGGGGAGGAGGGGCAGGAGGAGGAAAGAGGCCUUUUGGUAAAGCUAUCUCUUGAGAGAAGAAAGGGGCAAGAUGAGAGAGAGGACACCGGUUCGUGUAGGUUGUAUAGGAUCAGGCUUGGUUGGAUGAGAGAUGGCCACUCAGGCAUAGAGGCUGGCUCACAGUGAGGCCUGUCACUGCAGGUGCUGUCAUUAGAGCUUCCUGUCCCCUGCACAGUUUUGCCCCCCAUUUCGCUGCUCUGUCCAGCUCUGUUCCUCAUCCUGCUCUGGCAACCUUUCUCCUUGGCUCCCCUCAAGAGUUGCCAGCUGGGUAGGACAAGGAAGAAAGGCCAAAGGGAAGGUUAGGGAUGUGGGACAUUGGAGGGCAGGGAGAGAUUCUGUGGGUGAUGGCAAGAUUAGAGAGAUUGGAGAGGCGGGAGUCCAAGCCCUCGCUGUGUAUGUGUGAGAGUGCAAUUGUGUGUGUACACAGGGUGUGUACAUGUGUGGGUGUGUGCACAAUGCCUGUGUUACGGGUGUGUGUAGGUGGCUGUUAUGUGUGUGCAUGCGUGUAUACAUCGUGCAGGGAUGGGACCUGGAGACCCAGGAUCGCAGUGUACACUUACCAGGUUUGCUCUGUGUGUGUACACCCGUAUGUGCUGUGUUUCCUGUACAUGUCAUUGCAUGCAGCAUUAAUAGCAGAAUGUCCUGUGUUUCUGUCACUUUGUUUCAUUUUUCUUUGUGGUUUUCUUUCUUGCGGUAGUGAAAGUCUUUGUAAGCGUAUGCGUACGUGGUUUUCCCCGUACCUGUGACUUAUGUGUGAGUUCAUAGAUCUCAGCUCCUGAUAAUAUGCAUGAGGUGAUAUUACUUCCAAGAACCAAGAGAACCAAUUAGCAAAUUUGUUCUCUGCCUGUCAAUUCUUUAGUUCCAAAGCAAAAUUUUAGUGGAUUUCAAGUUAGUCUUUGUGCCUUAUUAAAGGAGCCUGCAUAUGAAAGUAGUGGCUGAGUUUGGUUCCUUGGAAUGGAAGUGAGGCAGCCAUACCUGAGAAAUGCAGAGACUAGGAAAAAGAUACCCUUGGAUGCAUUGUUGAGUGUGCCCUCAGAAGGAUAAAUAAUGCGUUUGCUCCUUGUUUUUGUUUAUUGUGAGAGCAAUCACUGAUGCCUGUGUUGGAGUCAGGGAAGGCUGGGGGAGAAGAAGGGGUUGUCCUGAGACAGAGUGGAUGUGGUCAUACUUCCCAUGUGAAUGAAGGAUGUUUUUUUGCUUUUGGGGUACCAGGAUACCUUGCUGUGGUUGGGAUCAUGGUAUACUCAAGCAUGUAUCUUAGAGGUUAAACUGACUUCCGUGUGUGUGUGUGUGUGUGUGUGUGUGUGUGUGUAUGUGUGUGUGUGUGUGUGUGAGGGUUAAAUGUCUAAUUUUGUAAUGUGCUGCCCACAUGAUUCCCAAGGGACUGGGGCCACAGGUCCACACCAGCAGCUCUCAUGUGGGUGUCUGGGUCCAAAUGUGUACUCCCCUGUUGCAGUGUUCACAUAUGUCUAAGCAUGUAUCCCGUGGGGUAUGUGGGUCCCAAGGUCUCAGAACGUGGAUCUGUGGCACCCCUGUGCUCACAGUUGUGUGUAUGUCUCAUAAGCACCUAGAUCCCUAUUUUUUGUAUUGUGGUUAUAUACACGUACCCACACAGCUCAGUGUAUGUUUCUGUCCUCUACACACGUUCCCAAGGGUCUGACAAGGGUUCCGUGUCAUGGUGUCCGCAUUUUUGUGGGCAGACUUUCUAACACCUGGGCUUUGGAGGCAAAGGGAAACUGAAGACUGAUUCUAGGGUAGAUUGCUGGUGAUUUGCAAUUCUGGAAGCAGACAGUGAAAUGUAGCUGUGGCCCUCCCUUGUUCUGGAACCUAGAGGGUUAACAGGCAGCUCUUCCGGUCCCCCCCCCUCCAGCCUGUAGCUUCUUGUUGCCGUGGAGAUGAUAGCCCCGCCCCUGAUGCAGCACCUGCCCCCCCAUUGGCUGCAGUGGUGACUGUGGGGCUGAGGGGGGAGCCCAGGCCUGGGCAGCCAUUCUGGAGCUGGAGCCGGAGCUUGGCAUCCCCCCACUUUCAUUCUCCUCUAGCCCCUUGGCCCCUCUAAAUUCCCUGGCAGCAGAGCCCCAGCUUCCUUCCUCUGAGCUGCCACCCCUCUAGACUCGUGGCAGUCCGAGCUUCAUCCGCAUUCUCUUCCCCUCCUCCUCUUCUCCCUACCCUCACUUGGGAGUCCCCUGAACCUCCACUGCUCAUCCUCCCCACUCCCUGCCCACUCCCCUGCAUUCUUCUCUUUUCCUCUUCCCCACCCCCCUUCCCUCCUGAGUCCCUGCCACUGCAGUGCACGUGGAACCUGCCCUUCUCCCCUCCCCCUCCCAUCUGCCCCUUCCUUGAAUUUUCUGUCCCCAAGCUUCUUCCCCUGCCACUCCUCACAGGUCGCUUCUAAGACUCCCCCCUCCAGACCAGGGAGGGGGUCAUGGGAGGCAGCCCUGGCUGUCCAGACAGACAGGGGUUCCAGGAGAGGGGGGCAGGUGGAAGAUGUGCCCAGCUGAGGGGAGAGGAAAGCCUGCCUAUGGGCAAUGACCUUUAACCCAACUGCCCCCCCCAGCUAGCCCCUUCCUGGGGGGGUGGGCACCAAGGACCUAGCUUCUGUGGAUCUUUGGUGUCCUUUUAUCACUGGGGUUUUACUGACCCUCUCAGCCAUGCCCUUCUGCUGACUGCCAGUCCCAGUCAUGGGCCUAAGGCCUCCCACCCCAUCCCCCUCGGGGGGCUCCGGCUCGGGUUCUUUACCCCCUCCUUCCCGCCGUCAGCCUCUCAGCCGCCGCUGCUCUUCCUGCUGCUUUCCGGGGGGUAGAAUACCACUUGGGUCGCUCGAGGAGGAAGAGCGUCCCAGGGGGGAAGCAGUACAGCAUGGAGGCCGCCCCCGCUGCGCCCUUCCGGCCCUCGCAAGGCUUCCUGAGCCGGAGGCUAAAAAGCUCCAUCAAACGCACGAAGUCACAACCCAAACUUGACCGGACCAGCAGCUUUCGCCAGAUCCUGCCUCGCUUCCGAAGUGCUGACCAUGACCGGGCCCGGCUGAUGCAGAGCUUCAAGGAGUCACACUCGCACGAGUCUUUGCUGAGCCCUAGCAGUGCGGCCGAGGCCUUGGAGCUCAACUUGGAUGAAGAUUCCAUUAUCAAGCCAGUGCAUAGCUCCAUCCUGGGCCAGGAGUUCUGUUUUGAGGUAACAACGUCUUCAGGGACAAAAUGUUUUGCCUGUCGUUCUGCCGCCGAGAGGGACAAAUGGAUCGAGAACCUACAACGGGCAGUAAAACCCAACAAGGACAACAGCCGACGGGUGGACAAUGUGUUGAAGCUGUGGAUCAUAGAGGCUCGGGAGCUACCCCCCAAGAAGCGGUACUACUGCGAGCUCUGCCUGGAUGAUAUGCUGUAUGCCCGCACCACCUCCAAGCCCCGGUCGGCCUCGGGGGACACCGUCUUCUGGGGCGAGCACUUUGAGUUUAACAACCUACCGGCUGUCCGCGCCCUGCGGCUACAUCUGUACCGUGACUCAGACAAAAAGCGCAAGAAGGACAAGGCGGGCUACGUUGGCCUGGUGACUGUGCCCGUGGCCACCCUAGCUGGGCGCCACUUCACAGAGCAGUGGUACCCCGUGACCCUGCCGACAGGCAGUGGGGGCUCCGGGGGCAUGGGGGGUUCAGGAGGGGGCGGGGGCUCAGGGAGCGGCUCAGGGGGCAAGGGCAAAGGAGGCUGCCCAGCUGUGCGGCUGAAAGCACGCUACCAGACGAUGAGUAUCCUGCCCAUGGAGCUGUAUAAGGAGUUUGCAGAGUACGUCACCAACCACUACCGGAUGCUGUGUGCCGUAUUGGAGCCCGCCCUGAAUGUCAAGGGCAAGGAGGAGGUUGCCAGUGCACUGGUUCACAUUCUGCAGAGUACGGGCAAGGCCAAGGACUUCCUUUCAGACAUGGCCAUGUCCGAGGUAGACCGGUUCAUGGAACGGGAGCACCUCAUAUUCCGCGAGAACACGCUCGCCACUAAAGCCAUAGAAGAGUACAUGAGACUGAUUGGUCAGAAAUACCUCAAGGAUGCCAUCGGGGAAUUCAUCCGUGCUCUGUAUGAGUCGGAGGAGAACUGCGAGGUGGACCCUAUCAAGUGCACGGCGUCCAGCCUGGCAGAGCACCAGGCCAACCUGCGGAUGUGCUGUGAGUUGGCCCUGUGCAAGGUGGUCAACUCCCACUGCGUGUUCCCGAGGGAGCUGAAGGAGGUGUUUGCAUCUUGGCGGCUGCGCUGCGCAGAGCGGGGCCGGGAGGACAUCGCUGACAGGCUGAUCAGCGCCUCGCUCUUCUUGCGCUUCCUCUGCCCAGCCAUUAUGUCGCCCAGUCUCUUUGGGCUCAUGCAGGAGUACCCAGAUGAGCAGACCUCACGAACCCUAACCCUCAUUGCCAAGGUCAUCCAGAACCUGGCCAACUUUUCCAAGUUUACCUCAAAGGAGGACUUUCUGGGAUUCAUGAAUGAGUUUCUGGAGCUGGAGUGGGGUUCCAUGCAGCAGUUCCUGUAUGAGAUCUCCAACCUGGACACGCUGACCAACAGCAGUAGCUUUGAGGGUUACAUCGACUUGGGCCGAGAGCUCUCCACACUGCAUGCCCUGCUCUGGGAGGUGCUGCCCCAGCUCAGUAAGGAAGCCCUUCUGAAGCUGGGCCCACUGCCCCGGCUCCUCAAUGACAUCAGCACAGCUCUGAGGAACCCCAACAUCCAAAGGCAGCCAAGCCGUCAGAGUGAGCGGCCCCGGCCUCAGCCUGUGGUGCUGCGAGGCCCAUCGGCUGAGAUGCAGGGCUACAUGAUGCGGGACCUCAACAGCUCCAUCGACCUUCAGUCCUUCAUGGCUCGAGGCCUCAACAGCUCUAUGGACAUGGCUCGCCUCCCUUCCCCAACCAAGGAGAAGCCACCCCCACCGCCCCCUGGUGGGGGGAAAGACCUGUUCUAUGUAAGCCGUCCACCGCUGGCCCGUUCCUCGCCGGCAUACUGCACGAGCAGCUCGGACAUCACAGAGCCAGAGCAGAAGAUGCUGAGUGUCAACAAGAGUGUCUCCAUGCUGGAUUUGCAGGGUGACGGGCCCGGCGGCCGUCUCAACAGCAGCAGUGUGUCCAACCUGGCGGCCGUUGGGGACCUGCUGCACUCGAGCCAGGCUUCCCUGACAGCGGCCUUAGGGCUGCGGCCUGCGCCCGCUGGACGCCUCUCCCAGGGGAGUGGCUCGUCCAUUACAGCGGCUGGCAUGCGCCUCAGCCAGAUGGGUGUCACCACGGACGGUGUCCCUGCCCAGCAACUGCGUAUCCCCCUCUCCUUUCAGAACCCUCUCUUCCACAUGGCUGCUGAUGGGCCAGGCCCCCCAGGGGGCCACGGAGGGGGUGGUGGCCAUGCCCCUCCCUCCUCCCAUCACCACCAUCACCACCAUCACCACCACCGAGGUGGAGAGCCCCCCGGGGACACCUUUGCCCCGUUCCAUGGCUAUAGCAAGAGCGAGGACCUCUCCUCAGGGGUCCCCAAGCCCCCCGCCGCUUCCAUCCUUCACAGCCACAGCUACAGUGAUGAGUUUGGACCCUCUGGCACCGACUUCACCCGUCGGCAGCUCUCACUCCAGGACAACCUGCAGCACAUGCUGUCCCCUCCCCAGAUCACUAUUGGUCCCCAGAGGCCCGCCCCCUCAGGGCCCGGAGGUGGGAGCGGUGGUGGGGGCAGUGGUGGGGGUGGCGGGGGCCAGCCGCCUCCAUUGCAGAGGGGCAAGUCUCAGCAGUUGACGGUCAGCGCUGCCCAGAAACCCCGGCCAUCCAGUGGGAAUCUGUUGCAGUCACCGGAGCCGAGUUACGGCCCUGCCCGUCCGCGGCAACAAAGCCUCAGCAAAGAGGGCAGCAUUGGGGGCAGCGGGGGCAGCGGUGGCGGAGGGGGUGGGGGGCUCAAGCCCUCCAUCACCAAGCAGCAUUCUCAGGCGCCAUCCACGCUGAACCCCACAAUGCCAGCCUCCGAGCGAACGGUGGCCUGGGUCUCCAACAUGCCUCACCUGUCAGCUGACAUCGAGAGUGCCCACAUCGAGCGAGAAGAGUACAAGCUCAAGGAGUACUCUAAGUCGAUGGAUGAGAGCCGGCUGGACAGGGUGAAGGAGUAUGAGGAGGAGAUCCACUCACUGAAGGAGCGGCUGCACAUGUCCAACCGGAAGCUAGAAGAGUAUGAGCGGAGGCUGCUGUCCCAGGAAGAGCAGACCAGCAAAAUCUUGAUGCAGUAUCAGGCCAGACUGGAGCAGAGCGAGAAGAGGCUAAGGCAGCAGCAGGUGGAGAAGGAUUCGCAGAUCAAGAGCAUCAUUGGCAGGCUGAUGCUGGUGGAGGAGGAGCUGCGCCGGGACCACCCCGCCAUGCCUGAGCCGCUGCCCGAACCCAAGAAGAGGCUGCUCGACGCUCAGGUGGAGAGGCAGCUUCCCCCCUUGGGUCCAACAAACCCGCGUGUGACGCUGGCCCCACCUUGGAACGGCCUGGCCCCCCCAGCACCGCCCCCCCCACCCCGGCUGCAGAUCACCGAGAACGGCGAGUUCCGAAACACCGCAGACCACUAGCCCACCCAGCAUCACAGACCUUCUUCUCCUUCCCCAUGCACCCCACCCUGGAACAGCACCCACCACCAGGACUGGAUAUCGCCGAGGGACAGCGGGAUUGCCUCCCUGAAUGCCUCCUUGGGGGGCAUCAAUCCCCCACCCCCACCGCACCAUUUCCAGGGGGGAGAGUGGGGACCCUUAGCUGUCCCCUUUUCCUUCCUGUUGGGGUGCUGCCCCCUGUGACCCCCAGGGACCCUUGCCCCAGGACACCACCUACCCCAUACAGACCCCUUCACUCCGGGGUGCUAUCCCCAUCCUCUGCCUCAUCGUUCCCCUGAGCACUGGGGGACAGACCCUCGCCCCCACCCUGGGGGUGUGGCACCUCCAAACUUUCAACUUCAGGGUGAUUUUUUAGCAGUAACCAGAGCUGACAAUCUAACUCCCCUCCACCGCCCCAUUUUGGCCUCCCCUGUCCCCCUUGUUAUGGGGAGGGGACCCCAGGUGAGGGGGCCCUAUUACCCCUUGAUUUCUCAGGAGCGUCUGGGGGGGCUCAGCACGCACAAACUCCUUCUCCUCCUACUACUCUUAAAUUUACUCCCUCCCCACCCAGAACCCAGAUGGGGUGGAGGGGCCACCGGGGCAGGGAGGGGGCGGCAAGGGGGGAAUGGGAGUCAUCUCCCCUUCCUCCCACACCUGAUCUGCUCUUGGCUGGUCCCAGAGCGGGGUGAGGGGGCUUAUGCCCCCCCCUCCCCCAGUGUGUUGGGUGGGGUGGAAUUGAGGUUAGGGUGAGGGGUUAGGGUCUAGGAGGAUGUGUAUGUUAGGGAGGACAGACUAGUUGAUCUGUCCUACCCUGACACACACAGCCCCCCUUGUCCCUCCCCCUCUCUCUUCUUGGUCUCUACUCCCAGGGGGAGGGGGGAACUUACUCUAGGAAAAGCCAUGUCUCUCUCCCCCAGGGUGGGGGGACCUGUGUUGGAGGAGGGGUGUUGGGGGCCCCCUUCCAUGACUCUGUCCCCCCCCCGGGGGAGGUAGGACAGGGCUGGGCUUCCCUCUCAUCCUCCCCCCUCCCCAAUCUCCCUCCACCUCCCUCCCUCCCGCCAGCUCCACAAUUUUUCGGUGUUUCUCUGUACAUAGCUCUCUGGCGGGAUAGGGGAGGUAGGAUGGAUGGGGUUUAGGGUGGGUAGGUCAUGGGAGGGGAGAAGCCCCUCCUUGGCACCCCCUCUUCCCUGACUGCUGUCCCCUACCCAGCCUUGCCCCCUCAUCCCUUCUUGCGUUUGGUAUUGAGACUCUUUCCAGACUUCACCCUUCUUUCUUUUGUAUGGACAGUUCCCCUUCAGUCCCAUCCCCCUACACACAUACACCCAGCCGGGGCCAAAUUUAUACUUAUAUAAAAGUUGUAAAUAUGUGAAAUUUUAUCCCUGUGCCCUCUCCUUGCUUUCCCAACCUCAGACCCUACCCCUGGAUCCUCUUUCCUCUUCUCUUUGGCUGUUGUAAUUAUCUGGGGUUUGUACUGUACAUAUCGGGGGUGUGUGUGUGUGGGCUGGGGGCAACCCCUCUGUACAGAGCUUCCUGGCCCCCUCCCCCCCCACGCGUCCCUCCCCCUCCACCACCCUAAGGGUAGGGAGAUGCUCUUCCUACUUGUUUUAUUUUGUUUUCUCGUUCUCCCUCCCCACCCUGUCCCACCCCACUCCCAGCCUUCUCUGUCCUUCACCACUAUCCCUUUUUCUCCACUCCCAGCCCCAUUUCCUUUUUUUCUGGAGUGUGUGGUGAAACAGAAAAAUCAUGUUUAAUAAACGGAGAUUGUUCUUUUA